AUGUUGAAAGAUCAUAUUCAGGAUUUAUUCGUGCUUAAAGAGCUUUAUAAGUACGGCUUCAUUGGUGAAAAGGAAUAUGAAGAGCAGAGAAAAAGCCUGAUUGAAGAAAUACUUGUUCCUAUUCAUGAGAGGAAAGGGCAGGUUUCAGAAGAUCCCUCUCUGUCGGAUCAUUGUAAUCUUGCUGCCGUAAAGAAACUGCUGGAUGAACAGUCCUCUUCAUUUCAGCAAGCACUCGUUGAAAUACAACAAGAGUUUGUACAAUUAAGAACAAAAGACUGGAAGAGAAUUCAAAGCCAGUUGAAGGAACAACUCAAAUAUCUGGAAGAGAAACAAAAUCAAACCAUUUCUAAAUCCCUUAAAAAUCGAGCACAUACUUCGACGGAAGAGAAAGGAUUGCAACAUGAGUCUAUGGAUGAGAUGAAGGUUGAACUUCUAUCAAAGUUUGAACAUAUAGAUGAGAAAAUCCGAGAUUACAUCGAGAGCACUCGCGAAUAUAUCGACAUGAGUGUUAAGGUAGUUAAGCAAGAUCUAAUGGAACAUAAGCAUCAACAAAAUGAAGUCAAACAAGAGAUUCUCGGAUUGCUGAGCAAGAAAAUUGAUCUGUCUGUGUCUAGCCUUACAGCGAGUGGCGAGAGAGCAUUUUCGGAGAUUGAGGCUCAAAAAAAAGACCUUGGCCUGGCUUUUGAAACUCUUGAUGUUUUGCAAAAAGAAUUGUCUAAUCUACCCAAUAAUAUGAGGAGAGAAAUUCAUGAAUAUUUAAAUACCACCUUCAAGGAAGAUGUUCUCACAUCCAUUUCUAAAGGAGAUGAGUUCGUUCUUCAAAGCGUUUCUGAUAUCGCAAGACAAUACACCGACAUAAAAGUGGAUGGCCUUGAACAUGCACUUGAAAAUAUUGCAGAAUUGUUAAGGGAUGAAGUGGAAAACUUGAAAAAAGAACUUGAACAAUCCAUAGCUAACUCCGAGCAUUCGAUAUCCUCGUUGAGAGAGGAAAUGAACAAUUAUGUCCAAGUGUUAAAACAAGAAAUGACUGAAAAGGUAAACAACGUCGAACAAUCAAUGUCCAGAUCAGAAACCAUGAUGAUGUCUGAAAUCGCGAACCUAAAAACUAAAUUAGAAUCUGAUACACUUAAUAUCAUGGAUACCGUUGAUUCUGUGAAACUUGCGUUGAAUGAAAAUUUGGAAAGAAUGGUGUGCAAGCUUGAGAACAAAAUUCAAGAAAACAACCAAGCACAAACUGAAGGAAGGAAUGAGCUCAAACUUGAAUUUGAAGCAAGGAUAGACAGUAUUCAACAAGCUUCAGACAGACAAUCGGCAUUGUUUUUGAACCAUGUCAACAGACUUGAUGAAAAGAUUGACACUUUAGAGAUGGGAAUGAAGAACAUGCUACAGAAAGCUCAAAUUGAUUACACAGAAAACUUGCAUAGAGUUAAUGAAGAGCUCAAGAAAGAGAUGGAAAGAACUUCUGAUUAUAAUCUUCAGUUUUCAAAAGAAGGAAUUCGACAACUUGAAUCCAGACUGGAUAAAGAAAUUGUAACAGUGAAGGAAGACCAGAAAAUCAUUGAAAAUAGCAUUAGACAAUCAUUGGAAAGUUCCUCUUCAACAUUAGCAAGUUUAAUAGAUUCCUCACUUUCUCAAAUCCAGCAAGCUAAGAGUGAUCUCCAAAAUCAGAUACACCUUCUCUCCUCUUCAUUAACCGAUUUAUCACAGAUGUCUCAAGAAGGGCUUUCCAAAUAUAACGAAAAAUUCACCAAUCUAUGUUCAGAACUGAGAAAAGAUUCAGACAAUCUAAGUAACGGCUUAGCCGAAACAAGAAAAUCAUUUGAAUCCAAAACAGAAGAGUUAACUUGCACCAUACAGACGAACAUGGAACAAAUGAAUGAAAAGCUUGAAAAAACCAGGAUCACAUCUCUGGAAAUAGUUGAACAAAAAUCAAAGACUUUAGAAGAAGGAAUCCGACAAAAUGAAGAAAAACUGAACAUUCAUACAGAAAAAUUGCAAAAGAUGAAGAGAAAAUCAAAACAAAAUCAUAAUGAAUUACUGCAGAUGGUUUCAGAGUUGAGAUUAAAAACUGAAAAUUAUAAUAUGGAAAACCAAGGGCUGAAAACAUCGAUGGCUAAACUGGAAGACCUUUUGACAAGGAUCAACGACUCUUCAAGAGAAGAAAUUAAGCGAAUCAACAUUACGUUGGAAAAAGUUGGUAGCGAUGCUAAAUCUCUGCAAGAGUACACUAAAAAGAGAGUUAAAAAAUUCAAGUCUAUGUUUGAGUCCAUUAGGGCAGAUAAUUUGCAAAUGGAUCAAGCAACAACUCAAAAGAUAGAGGAUAUUUUGUCCACCAUCUCUCAUCUUGCAACAAAACAAGAGCUUUCUUCAACAGAGUCUUUGUAUCUAAAAGAGAUUAAGAUGAUUGAGGAAAAGUUUUCAAACAAGAUCGAAUUGACUGAGGGGCAUAUCAUCACCAGCAGUGGCGAUCUACAAAACAAAAUUGAGGAGAUGCACUCUCGUUUGACUGGUCUUAUUGAAGACAAGACAGCCCAAAAUAUGAAUCAAGUGCUAAAGUUUGAAAAUGACCUUAAGGACACAUUUAAAAAAGAGACUGACAAAUUGCAAUCGAAUUUACAAUUGGACAUUCAGGAAAAGAUAUCUUCUAUUUAUCAAAAGAUGAACAUCGAUGCGGCAAAUGUCAAAAAUGAUAUUCAAACUCUGGAAACAAAACUAAAGCAAGAACUCACAGCUAUGGAUGCAAAACAAAUGCAUGAUAUUCAAAACAACGAGAUCAAGCAAAGACAAGAGAUUCAAAAUUUAGAAGAUAUCUACAAACAAGAGUUGAAAAAUAAUGAAGCUAAACAGUCACAAGAGCUGAAAGCGUUGGAGGCCAAAGUUUAUGAGAAACUUGAUUCAUCUGAGAAUGAGAUAAAGAGUUUAGUGCUGUCUGCCAAGCAACGUGUUGAAGAAUAUAACGCUUUACUAAGAGAUGAAAUUGACUGGAAUGCUCAAACGUUGAAGAACGAGAUAACUCUACAUGACUCAAAGGUAAAUCUUCAGAUAAAAUCAGAGGUAGACACUCUAGAAAAAUCCAUGAAAAUGGAACAACAGAAGAAAAUUAAAGAGAUUCUAGACAAGACUGAACAAGAAACCACAAAAUUGAAACAGGAUUUGCAAAAUGUCGAGAGAAAAGGCUUCCAAGAACUCGAAUCCCUGGAAAUGCGCUUUAAACAAGAGUUAACGACAAUAAGGGAGAAACAGACCGAGGAUAUUUUGUCUUUAGAGAUUAAGUACAAGCAAGAAAUGGGGUCACUUUCUCAAUCGUUCACAAAUUCAUUACAAUCUAUGGAAACAAAAUUUGAGGAAAAGUUAGAUGUAUUCAAUCAAACCAUCUCGAAGAUUGAUGAAAAGUGUGAACAAGUUACUGUAGACGCACAAUCAAAUCUUAAUAGUGAAAUCGAAAAAUUGAAGAGAAAAUUAGACGAACAAUAUUUGAGAAUGGAACAAAACUUCAAGGACAAGACGGUAGAGACUGAAAGCACGGUAAAUGACAUGAGAAUUGAAAUGCAAACAACAAUAUCUGAAGUAAGAGAAAAUAUCAGAAGUGAAAUAUCAACUCAAAAGCAGGAGAUUCACACUCAAGCCGCAAAACAUCAACAAGAUAUUGAAUCCAUUGCUUCCAAACAAAUUCAAGAAAUGGAAUCGUUCGAGUUGAAGAUAAAACACGACCUCAAAUCAUUGAAAGAGUCUUGCCAGCGGGACAUGAGGCAAAUCGAGGAUAAAUACAUUCAAGCCCUUAACUCGAUGGAAGCAGCCAUCAAUCAACAGGUAGAAUCAACAAACAAGAGUGUUACGGAAAUCAACAACUCCCUUAUGAAGGAAGUUGUCAAGCAUGAGCACUUGUUGAACACAGAACAGAAACUUGAAUCACAUCUUAAUGUUUUACGAGAAGAUUUUGAGUUGAUUAGAAAUACAACCCAUCAUCAUUUUGACCUCUUCAACGAGAAAAUAGAAAAUAUUACCAGGUUUGAGUCAAAACAAGAGCAAAUUAACAAAGACAUUGUUAUGAGAGCUGAACUCUUGCAGGUGCAACAACAGGUCGACUCAACAUUAGAGCUACUGAACAAAGGAAUUGAUGCUGUGGCAAAGUCGUUGAACGACCUCAAAUUGACAAUAAGUUCUGUUGAAGAAACAAAUAUUAAUAAUAUCAACAAGAUUGAACAACACAACUCAUCAAUCGAGGAAUUACAUGAAAAAUUGAACAAGCAAGCAGCAAAUAGCGCGUUACAAGACCAAACACUGCAAGAAAAACUAAAUAUUGUGGAUCAAAAAUUGAAUAAUGAAAUUAAUGUGGUCCAAACAAGCACAAAGGAUGGUUUAACAAAUGUUGAAACGAAGAUGAAACAAAGUAUUUUACACCUUGAGUCACAAAUGAGCGAUCAAAUUUCCAAAAUCCAAUCCUCCUUAGAGAAUAUCAAGGAACGUUCACAGCAUGAAAUCAACCAGAUCGACAUAAGGUUAAUGGAUGUCCUAAAACAAGAAUGUUCCAAACUUGCUACAAAAGAUGUUGAAUUAGAAACCCGUCUUGAGAUCAUCCAUCAAAAUAUGCAUUCUGAUAACGAACUAAACAACAAAUCUCUCAUGGCUAUCCGAAACAAGAUUGAUGCUACAAUUUCCGAAAUUGAUAUGAUGGGUCAAGAGUUAAAGAAAGGUAUUUCUCAAUGUCGAAGUGCCCUGACAAAUGUUGAAAAAACAAUUUCUGAGAUAAAGGCUGAGUUGCAAGAAAACGAUAGAGAAGAUGAAGAAACAAAGAAAGAGCUCACAUUAUUUAAAGAGCACCAGAGUAGUGUGAACAGCUCUCAUUUAUCUCAAAUUUCGGAGAUGAAAGAGCUAAUCUCAGAGAAAGAAAAUACUAUGGAAGGUAAACUCGAAACGAUUAAGGCAAGUUUGUUAGAUCAUCUUAAAGAAUAUAGCAGCGCGUUACCGAUUCUAAAAACUUCCAUCGAAAAACUGGAAAAGGAACAAUGCGAUCUUAGUAAUUUAACAGCUCACUCUCAUCAAUCGUUGCAAGACAUGCUGAAUGAGAAAAAUAACAAUAUGUACCAGUCUAUCAAAGCCUUGUCAGAAGUUGUGGAACUUGAAAACAAAAACAACGUAGAAGCAAUAUGUGAAUUGAAAUGCUGCAAUGAUAAAAUUGAACAACAAUUUGUUCAAGUGGAAGAAACCAUGAAACAAAGAAUAUCUGCAAUGAAAGGCUCAAUAAUUGAUGAAAUCUCUCAAACCAUUUCUUUAAUUAAGGAAGGCAUUACACAGUUAGAAGCAAAAUCUGCAACGUCUAUUGGGGUUCGUCAACAAAUGGAGAACAUUGAACUGAAGUUAAAUGACGCAAAAGAGUCCUUACGUUUACAGCAAGAAAUUUCAAAUUCAACAAUGCAAAAUAAGAUAACAGAAAUCAAAGAGAUGCUUGCAAGUCACAUCGACGAAUCUUUGCUACAAAUGAAAGAUCUUGAUCAGAAAACAUCACUUAACAUUGAUACUAUCAAGAAAGAGCAAAUGGAUGCGUUGAAUAUUGUUGAACAGAAAAUGAAUAACAAUGUGUGCAGUGAGAUGGAGAAGAUUCAGAAUCUGAUCAGCACUUGUUCACAUCUUUCUCAACAAAAUGAAGAUUUUAGAAGUCAAAUUACAGUAUUACAAAACCUAAUUGAGAACAUGAAGUUAGAAAUUUUAGAGAACGAGAACAGAACCGACAGUUUUUCAAAACAUUCUCAACACCAGUUUGAUAAUAUCAAUCAGCAUGUUCAGGAUCUACUUCUCAAACUGAAUGAUAAUUCAGAUCUCAUAUCCAAGCAGAUGACAGAACUUAAGGAAGAAGUAGAAGUACGCCAUACAGCUCUGCAAGAAGUUUCAAAAAGUUCUCUUGAAAGGUUGUCCAUAUGCUUUACAAAGCUAAAUUGCCUUAACGACACAUAUUUCGAAUGGAAGAAAGAAGUAAAAGAGCAACUGGAAUCUCUAAUGAAAUUGAUGGAAGAUUCAGAACGAAAGAAAUUAGAAAAGCUUCAAUCUGUUUUGCUCUCAAGUAAUGUGUCCAACACACAACAAUAA
This is a messenger RNA of Naegleria fowleri, 6084 nucleotides long. RefSeq lists its product as uncharacterized. The transcript has a single exon. Bases 1 to 6084 code for a protein of 2027 amino acids. Lineage: Eukaryota; Heterolobosea; Eutetramitea; Acrasida; Naegleriidae. The record is from RefSeq and is a predicted model, not a curated record.